Fonsecaea multimorphosa CBS 102226 is the source of this 417-nucleotide messenger RNA. RefSeq lists its product as uncharacterized. NCBI's taxonomy places the organism in Eukaryota, Fungi, Ascomycota, Eurotiomycetes, Chaetothyriales, Herpotrichiellaceae. The transcript has 2 exons. Bases 1 to 417 code for a protein of 138 amino acids. The record is from RefSeq and is a predicted model, not a curated record.
AUGUCGAUUCACCACAUGUCCUUCCCGGUCCCAUACAGCAAAGUCGACAACGAGGUCGCCUUCCUCGCCGCCGCCUUUGGGCACAUGGGCUUGAAGGAGUUCUUGCGCCCCGUGCCAGGCGUUGUGGGCAUGGGCGAGUUGUCGCCCUGGUUGUGGAUCACCGGUGUCGAGAACCGUCAGCCGAUUUCAGACGAUACCAAGAUCUUGAAGAACCACGUGGCUCUGGAGGCCAAAGAUCGCGCACAGGUCGAUGCCUUCCACGCCGCGGCGCUCAAGGCUGGCGGGACGGACAACGGCGCACCAGGCGUCCGGGCUGAAUAUGGCCCAAGUUACUAUGCGGCGUUCGUCCUCAGUCCUAGCGGCCACAACUUUGAAUGUGUUAUAUUUCCUCGUCCUGGCGCGAGUGCCACGAAUUGA